Geosmithia morbida is the source of this 2067-nucleotide messenger RNA. RefSeq names its product Integral peroxisomal membrane peroxin. Bases 1 to 2067 code for a protein of 688 amino acids. The record is from RefSeq and is a predicted model, not a curated record. Gene Ontology annotation, cellular component: peroxisomal membrane. The transcript is spliced from 2 exons. Lineage: Eukaryota; Fungi; Ascomycota; Sordariomycetes; Hypocreales; Bionectriaceae. Gene Ontology annotation, biological process: peroxisome organization.
AUGUCUUCACGCGACGACGACGACAGUCACAACAACGACGACCCCUCGUCCACGUCGUACUAUGGCGCCGGCGCCGCCCCUCCCCCAACCUACGCCGCCUUCUCCCCAGUGACUCUCUCGGCCAACACCCCCUCACGAUCCGCCCGACGAUCCACAAUACUCGUCCAUCAAAAGAGCCCGCUGCUGCUGGCCACGCCGCCACAAAUCACCCGCGCUCUUGCCUACAGCCACCCCUUCAUCCUACCUCUAAACACAUUUGCCGGCCUCCUCACCUGGAGCUCUGGUGACCCGUGGAAGAGCUUCCUUCUCCUCUGCGCCUUCUGGGUCGUCGUCCUCUACGGCGAUGUCCUCGUCCGCUGGGCGGGGCCCGUCGUUGUUGCCCUGGGUCUGAUGGCCGGCAUGUACGGCCGGAGAUAUAGUCCCUUGAGCAGCAGUCCGUGGAGCGAGCAACCCGUCCGCGAACUGGGCAGUGCCGUCUCCAGAGUCGUGGGAGGAGCACCCCCCACACGGACUUCGCCGUCGCUGUCUUCGUCACCGACAGCGGACGGCUCAGCGGCGACACCUGCGACUCCAGCAAACACGGCGGGGGCUCCUUCGAAUACUUCAUCUCAAAACAGCACCUCAGCCAACGAAUCGAAACAUGCACGGAACAACUCUGAGGCCACGGCCACGAGGCACCAAAAGACGCUCGACGAGAUUGUCGAGACGCUCAAGGAGUUGACGGGCCGGUGCAACGUGCUCAUGGAUCCCCUUCUGGAGAUGACCGACUUCCUGAGCACCCAGCGCACCGCCACGAGCGCCACCACCAAACCCGCACUGACGGCCAUGUUUGUCCGUCUACUCAUCGUUACACCCUUCUGGGUCGCCCUUGCCGCCCCUCCGUGGCGCAUCGUCACCACCCGCCGCAUCGUCCUCAUCGCGGGCACCCUUAUCCUCACGUGGCAUGCUCGCGCAAUGCGUGUCACGAGGGCUAUACUCUGGCGAAGUGCCACAGUGCGACGUCUAUCCUCUGCCAUUACGGGACUCCACUUUGAGACGCCGACUGCGUCCAUCGCCGGAAAGGGAAUCGGCACCGGCAAGACCGGCCUGCCCGAAUUGGCCGCCGCCGGCCACGGACGGAGAACCUACGACAAGUCGCGCAGUGCAGGCGUCAAGUUCACCUUCAUCAUCUACGAAAACCAGCGCCGGUGGGUCGGGCUGGGCUGGACCAUGAGCCUGUUUACCUACGAGCGCCCGGCCUGGUCCGACGAGCACAACAAUGAGAUGCCCCCCAAGGACGAGUUUGAGCUGCCAGAGGUCGAGGAUGGGAGCAAGAUGCGCUGGAGGUGGGCUGACGGGAGCCGGUGGAGGGUGGAUGGUGUGUCCGAUGACCACGUCCCCAUCGACUACGACAGCCAGGAUGCCAGGAAUGGAUGGAUUUACUAUGAUAAUCAGUGGCAAAAUGGUCGCAGGGGAGUAGAUGGCUGGAACCGAUGGACACGUCGCCGCAAGUGGUACCGCGACGCGGAACUGGUCGAGGUUGAAGAGGAAGAUGACGACGACCACAGCAGCACACCCAAGACCUCGUCCGUAUCCACGACUGCUCUCGGCAACGGCACGGCGGAGGAGUCCGCCCCGAUAUCCCCUACCUGCCCAGAACCGGCCCUCCCACCCGUCGAUGAGAGGACGGCAAAAAGCGACAGCAGGCCAACGAGUUCAGACUCUGCCACCUCCAGGGCUCCCUCCGUAGCUCCCAGUGCUAGUGCCGGUGGCGGUGCCGACGACACUGCAUCGAUCCACUCGACAUCGUCACGACGAUCAUGGAAUGUAUUCCGGUCAUCUAGCUCUGCCUUGAGGAGGAAAGUAGCGGGUGACAGGCCGUCGGCCGAUGGUGCCGGUAGUACCAGCAGUCGCGCGAAUGCCAAUCAGAACCAGAGCCAGCAUGCCAGGAGAAAAAGCGAUGUCCUUAGCGAGGAAGAUGAUGAUCAUCUGAGUGGGCUCGGGAUAGAGGUGGAGAUGGAGUUGCAGAAGAGGGGGAAGGAGGGGGACUGGGGGAUUGGUGAUGAGGCGAGGAUGAAUCUUGAGUGA